AUGGAGAGCGGCCCCGGCAGCCCGAGGCCCACACCGCCGGAUCCCCUGGAGGCCUUUCCCCAGAGGAGCCUGGAGGCAGGUGACAUCGCGGUGCUGGCUCUGUACUUCCUCUUCGUCCUGGCCGUGGGACUGUGGUCCACAGUGAAGACCAAAAGAGACACCGUGAAAGGCUACUUCCUCGCCGGAGGGGACAUGAUGUGGUGGCCGGUGGGUGCGUCCUUGUUUGCCAGCAACAUAGGAAGUGGACAUUGUGGGCUGGCGGGGUCGGGCGCUGCGGUGGGCAUUUCGGUAGCUGCUUAUGAGUUUAGUGGCAUCUUCUCCGUGCUGACGCUCGCCUGGAUCUUCCUCCCCAUCUACAUUGCAGGCCAGGUCACCACGAUGCCAGAAUACCUCCGGAAACGCUUCGGCGGCAACAGGAUCCCCACCCUCCUGGCUGUGCUCUACCUGUUUAUCUACAUCUUCACCAAGAUCUCGCUGGAGCCGGGAGAGCUUGUCCUGUGUGAGGGUGGCCUGGCCGCUGUGAUCUACACGGAUGCGCUGCAGACUGUGAUCAUGCUCAUAGGAGCAUUCACCCUGAUGGGCUACAGUUUUGCUGCGGUCGGAGGGCUGGACGGCCUGAUGGAGAAGUACUUCCUGGCCCUGGCCACCAACCGGACUGAGAACAGCAGCUGCGGGCUGCCCCGGGAGGAUGCCUUUCAUAUCUUCCGAGACCCGCUGACCUCCGACCUCCCGUGGCCCGGGAUCCUGAUUGGAAUGACCAUGCCGUCCCUCUGGUACUGGUGCACGGACCAGGCCCGUAUGAGCUGCACUCCAGUGUGACCCUCCAGGCCACCGCCGGCCACCUGCUUUGUUCAAGAAUUGGAGGCUUAUCCAAGGGGGCUCGGCCUCCUUCCGAGGGCCAGGGAGGGCGAGAGGGUGCAGGAACCCGAGUGAGCCCCACGCGCCAUGACGACGACAGUGA
This is a messenger RNA of Myotis lucifugus (little brown bat), 961 nucleotides long. Its product is annotated as sodium/myo-inositol cotransporter 2. Gene Ontology annotation, cellular component: plasma membrane. The record is from RefSeq and is a predicted model, not a curated record. Gene Ontology annotation, biological process: transmembrane transport. Gene Ontology annotation, molecular function: D-glucose:sodium symporter activity. NCBI's taxonomy places the organism in Eukaryota, Metazoa, Chordata, Mammalia, Chiroptera, Vespertilionidae.